AUGAAAAAGAAACCCGGCAAGAAAAAGCAGCGGGCACAAGCCCCCGGCCGGGCAAGAACCGAUGCACAAAGUAUUGUAUACUACAAAUGGAAAAAAUGUCGGGACGAGUUCCUCGACACACAAAGCAUCGUCAUCAGUUUCGUUUCGUUCAACUAGUAUUUUUUCUCUGUGAUUGUUGCUAGCCCUGCUAGCCAAUCGAGGCCGGUGUCGUGAUUCAUGUAACAUGUGACGCACAACUCCAGGUGACAAGCCGGAGGAGGAGACGGACUCGGAGCUGGGCGAGGCCAGCACCCGGGGGCAGGAUAAGGACCUAGCGUUGACAGACCCCUCGCUGCAGAUCGACCUGAACGGAGGGGACGAUGGCGCGCCGCCGUCCGCGUACGCGCUGCAGACAGUACGACAGUGCAUAGCUCCUUCUCCCCUCAUUUGCCAUGCAAAAUCCCGCGGCCUGUUCCUGCCUCGGGGCGCUUUUUGCAUUGCAGUAAAUUCUGGAAGCCUAAACGAUACUAAGGAGUUUCAGCGCGCCGGCAUGACCUUGCUGUGCACAGCAUCCGCGUGUGCUGGUGUUUGCAUUGCUGAUCAUGGUGCCAACAUAUGAAUAUGGAGGAGGGGGUGCUGCGCACUCUCAUACACGGCCGCGCAGAUGCAGCCCGAGUCCGAUGACGAGGGCACCGACGGCUACCGAAUAUCCAGCGCAGCAAAUAUGUCUGGGUCGGGAAGAGUGCGAGAUUUUUGAUGCAUGUUGUCGCGGACUACGCGCAUAGACUAUGAUAGUCUGGAGUGCACACAGAAGCAGCAUAGAUUUUGCGAGACCUACUUCAUGAGAAGUCCGCCUUUUGCCGCUUGUGGCGUUCACGCAACACAGAUUUCUUUUGUCGAGACCCAGACACAUCAUUUGCAUUUGAUACCGGAAGGGCGGCUACCACCAGGUCAAGGUGGGGGAGAUCUACAAUAACAAGUACAAGGUGCUGUCCAAACUGGGCUGGGGCCACUUCUCCACGGUGUGGCUCGUGCAGGACCAAGAAAUCCAGUCCUUUCUGGCCAUGAAGGUACAGAAGUCCGCACCGCACUACGUCGAGGCGGCCUUCGACGAAAUCGACCUGCUCAACGACGCCGCAGGGAAGGCCUACGAAAACACGUGGCAAACCGCCAUGAGUAUCGCAUGGGAAGAAAGAGAUCGCUUUAUUGUGGUUUGAAAUUUAUUUUGGCUCUGUUAGUAUCGGUAGAAAAACGAACUGGAACCUCGUGAGAGUGCCCGCGUGUGCUAAGAACGAAGUACCUUUUGCUACGGGCGGGCCGAAUGAUGGCACUUUAUGAAGUGCACUAAAAGAAUUAUCACUCUUUUCUUCUACAACUGCAUAACGCCAUCCCUGAGCGAGCUGCUGGGACAGAAUUUCGGGGACGGGCACACGGGAGUCGUGCAGCUCAUAGACUACUUUGAGCACAAUGGAGCCAACGGCAGACACAUCUGCAUGGUAUUCGAGCCCAUGGGUCCCAACGUGCUCUCAGUCAUAAAAAGGUACAGUGGCGUGUUGCUACUUUUCCCAAAAAAUAGCCUUGUCUAAACGGCGCAUUGAGUUUUUUCAUCUCCACCCUGCGCUAGACGUGUGCUUAAAGACAUCAACGGUAAACUACCACAUGAACUCAGAUACAACUUCAAGGGCAUCCCAACCGAUUUGGUGCGAAAAAUCACCGCGCACACAGUACGCGCGUGGAGAAAAAACACAGGCCUCCCGAGAAAUCCCGCACUAUUCUUCAAAAGGAACACACCAAAGUGAGGUUUUUUUGUAAAUCAAAAAAAGUGGAACAAUUAUGCUGUUGUGUCAUCAAGAACGUUCAUUUCAUCGAAUAAGUGUCCGUCUGGGUAAGAACAGUGGCGUUUUUCCAUGUUUUUUCCUUCCAUAAAACCUAAUUGGCUUGGACUACCUGCACCGCGUCUGUGGCAUAAUUCACACCGACUUGAAGCCGGAAAACGUUCUGGUGCAGUGUCCACACGGAAUACCUUAUCGCACAAUAACCAACGGCGCUUUGAGUCCGUAAGUUAGUUUGAUUGUAAGUAACUGCAGCGAGCCCACCUCGGACGGGGAAAAUAGGCACUUAGUCACUGCGUAAGCGAAGACCCUCUGCACAACGUACCGGAAGAGCUUCGCCACGUCCUCGUGCUCGGCUACUGACUGCGGCGCAGAGCGACGUAGCGCGGUUCGUGCCGCGGUACCGGUAGAGCUGCAAUCGGCGUAGUUCACUGCAUAAGUAGAGUUGUAACAGAAAAAUCUGACGCGACUCAGAGCACCCUGAUCCCCCUGCAUACUCCGGUUGACAAGCACGGGACCCCGUUGAUCACCCCAGAGAUGAUAAAAAUCAACAGAAAAAAAGACUUCCUGGAAUCCGACUCGCUCGCACUGCCGGGAGGGAGGUCUGCGCUCACAAAGAGUCAAAGUAGUACUGUUUUGCUUUGACCUAGCUGAGUUGAUGUAGUUUUUUACUGCUCGUCCAGAAGAUCUUCUCGAGCCAAGAUGUACUAGGCGAGAUCUGAAGUUGGAGAAAUAAUACGCGUAUUUGGAUUUGUGUCGUGAUUGCAUGACUAUCGUACUGUUUUUUCCUGUCACACCAUCGGACAUGUGUCAAAUGAGAUCAUUGAAAACAACAAAAUUCUCAGAACGACGAGCACGGAAUCGGCGGAACAAGGAGCAGAACUCGAGUUCCAUCUCGAAGUCGAACGACAAGCAGCCGUUGCAGCCGCCACCCUACGUGAAGCCGUUUCUGAAGCCUUCUCGGUCCGAUCCGAGCCUGUUGUCGUCUUACGCAGAAGCGGAGACGAUGCUGCUGAAGCCACCAUACCACCACCACAUGGCGCAGAUGUUCCAGCAACCACGGGAAGUGCCGCUAGACGAGAAGAACGGGAAAAAAAUCCCCAAAGACCGACGGAACGAGAAGCACAUGUGCACGCCAGACGUGGAAGAGCUGCGGGAAAAGUGCGAAGUGGUCAAAAACCUCGACCUCUUCACGCAUGACGACGUCGUGUACUACUGCUUUGGACACAGUGUUUUCUGAUUUUUUGUCUAUCGUUUUUUGUUUUCAUCUGUCAUGCGAACCGCAGCCAAAGUGCUGGUAUUUAUCCCCAUGCGCUGAAGAUCUAAUAUCGAUAAAGCUGUUGAAGUACUUCGUUUUUUUUCAAAAUUUAUCAGGUAUAAAGUCGUCGAUCUUGGAAACGCGUGCUGGACGCACACGCAUUUUUCGGACGACAUUAUGAGCUGCUCUCCUGGCGGUGGAAGCUUUUUUGCACCGAAGCCACUUCAGUGAAUUUGUGAUGCUGUAAGACAACUAAGAAAAAAUAAAGAACAAGAAGACGGCGCUCCUUUCAUGCAUCGCCCCCAUCCGGGGAAAAAAAAAUAAAGCGUCACUUCAGCCAGCGCAUGAAAUAAAAGACUUCACUUCCAGCCGCGUGAUUUUUGAGGUCCGGCGUUGUGCCCGACAUUUGGACUUAGUAUCUACUUGAGCCGUGUGAAAUGAAGAAGAAUCACCUCUCUCCGCCUGACGCAAGCAUAGCUUUUCAGACGCGGCAGUACCGGAGCCCCGAGGUGAUGAUCGGGUCCGGGUUAUCCUAUGUAAAAACGUCGCCACCCCAUAGUCGAGAUGGUGAAUCGGCUAGACAAAUCCACAAGCUUUGGCUCUUUUGCGUGACAAAUUUGGACUCGUAGCGUAGUGCUCUUCGAGGUAGUUCAGCAGCGUCACAGAUCCAGUGUAGCAUGCUGAUUGGAGCAUGACAGAUUUUAAAACGCAAAGAGAAAACGCUUCUCAUGGGGCUCCGCAUGAGAAACAUCCUCAGCAUGCAGAUUUGCAUUACAACUAUGGGGUGGGGAUGUUUUUAAAUACGAUACGGGUACGACACGUCCAGCGACAUUUGGUCGCUCGCCUGCAUGACGUUCGAGCUGCUCACCGGCGACUACUUGUUCGACCCGAAGCCGAGCGAUGAGUACCCCCGCGACGAAGACCACCUCGCAUUGUGCAUUGAGCUCCUGGGGUAUGAGAGUGCGAUACUUUCCCUCGUUCUCAUUUCUCAUGCAUGCGCAGGCUCCACGACGUGGGCUGGUAUAAUUUGCAUUGCUGUUCAACAUAUGAGGGUUUAGGGGGACGAGUUGUGCACUCUCAUAUGGGAAAGAUCCCCUCCCACCUCGUUUCCAAGGGUCGGAACGGGCGCACCUAUUUCAACCGGAACGGAGACCUCCGACACAUAAAGACGCUGCGGUACUUAUCUUAUGUGAAAACGUCCCCACACCAUAGUCAAGAUGGGAAGUCCGCAACACAAAUCCUCAAGUUUUCGUUUUGGGAAUUCUGCAUGACAAUUUUCCAUCUGCAGUGUAGUGCCGGCGAGCAAGGAAAGCUGCAUGAGAACGCCAUUUUCUCAUCCUGUUUACAGUAUUACAAAUGCCAAAACACGACUGGGAAUGCCUCUCAUGGAGAUGCGCAUUACAAACGUGUCUGCCAUUGCACAUUUGCAAAUUGUGCUGGGGUGCUGGGGACGUUUUUGCACAGGAUGGUACUGGGGGAUCGAGGAAGUGCUGAACCAGAAAUACAACGUGGAUAUCAUCUACGCAAGAGAAAAAGUGUUUUAAGUAUUGAUUUGUAACUUUCUUGUGAUGCGCAACAUGCAAGAUACCUGCGUGUGUCAUGCUGCUUAUGCUGCAUUGUGUGUUUUCACGUACUACUAUCUCUCUGGACAAUAAAAUGUUUGUCCCUGGUUAGACAAAUCAUUUUCCAAAGAAAAGUUACACCUCCACACGACUUUUUUUCUUGCAUACUCUGGAGGCGAGGAAUUUAGCCUCCUUCCUCAUCCCCAUGCUUGCGCUCAACCCCUCAGAUCGGUAUAGGAUAAAAGUGGGACGUUUUUUGUUGACAAGAACCGUGCAUCAUCAACGUCGUUGCAGCGAUUCAUUUUGUGUCAUUUUUUUGCGACCACGCUGUUGAAACUAACGUAACUUAGAAGUUGUUGAAGAAGAUGUUCUACUUUCUGUACACAAUCAAACAGCGUGACCGCCCAGAAGCACUUGCAGCACCCAUGGCUUCGAGGGCUCCCGUCGCCGGACUUGGAUGCGCAUUUCCCACCAACGAUGGUGCAGCCGAAUUUGGUAUCCAAGUGCGCCAGGAAUAGCAAACCCGAGAGGACGCUGCAUUUUUACUCAAAAAUAGUUUGAGUUUUGCAUGAUUUGCUGGAGCGCAAGGACGCCGCGAAUCUUUUGUCAUGCCGUAAAGGUGGACCUCCGUCACCAUUCGCCUCGUUCGAAACGGCGAGGGGAGAGACUGACCUUGCUCUUCUAUGUGGACACUUAGCCUGAUUUUUCAUCAACGGAAACAAAAGUAUUUCAAGUCGCGAGCCUCUUUUUUGGAUUCUUUUUCUUGCAGGGGUUUGUCUUGUUGCUUUUUCCGUGCAUACGCGACCGACGAGGAGCGGAUCGUGUACGAACAGGUGUACCAGCUGGCGCGGGCAAACAACCUCUCGCAGGAGCAGGCGAUGGCUUUGUUUGCGCAGCAGCAGGCCAACCUCCGUGAGCAGCAGCACCUCCUAGCGCUGAACGCGGCCGGGGGCGCGACGAGCAGUAGUUCACGGCACCUGGACCACUACCAGGCCGGUGUGGCCGUCGCGGCGGACCUCCAGAAAAUCUACACGCCGGCGGGAGCGGUAGCUGCACCGCUGGACCUCCCGGUGGUGGGAGGGGUAGCGUCGGGCGGCGGGGGCGAGGACCACAGCAACAGUAACAACGCGCUGGCGAUCUCGCCGCCGGGCGACAAGGACGCUAUUUCCAGCACCACUGACGGCACGGUGGCAAGUUCAUCGGCGGUCACCACCACCGAGCAGCAAGCGGCCCAGGUGCACAAGGUGAACGUGCAGGUGGAAAAGGUUGAGGCCGGCGACUGUGCGGGGAAUGUGGUGGACGUAAACAUGGAGGACGAAGAGGCGAACUGAGACACUUUUUCCCAAAGCUUCGUGGUCCCUGCAUCACUUCAUGUUGCACCACAUUUCUUCGCCGUCGGAGCUCUGUACCUGCGGGGGUGCAGGGUUGCACUUGAGGCGUCUGGAUGUGAUCAUUUUACUCUUUUAUUUUGGUUUGGGUCAUAUUAAACUUAGUAUGACGAAAUUUUUAGAUGACAAUUUUUUGGCCGGUCUGUUCAAAAGAAUUUUCCAAAUUUUCACAAAAAAAAUUGUGUUUUUUUCCAGGUACUACUUACUAGCUGCAAUCACCCUACAAAAGAGAAAAUAAUUUCGUUGUUCAUCGAUUUGAUGGCCGUGCCAAAGUUUGCAUGAAACAGACCGGACUUGAUGUUCAAUGUGUGAAUCAUUGUUGGCAGAAGAUAUUAGAGAUAAACCGUAUGUUUAGGAUGGAUCAUUUAGGUCUGAAACGCGGCAAGCACUGCGGUGGGCAAAACUAGUAUAGAAAAAUUGCAGACAAGGUUGGUAUACGAAGCCGAGGCGACAUCGAAAUUUUGAUGUUGCACGGAGGGCAAUUUCUUUUGUCGGAAAAGUAGCGUAGGUCUUUAUUAUCACCAUACACGAAGUUGCCAAGAAAAAGAAAAACUAGGAAAAGAAACCUGCGUUUCAAGUACGUGUUGACAGUGGCCGUAAAAGUCCUUAUCGGGGGAGAGCAGCGACUCGCGUUGAUAGCUUUUAUCGGGGCAGUGCUGCGGCUCGCCGGGGAUGGGGAUGCGGCAAAGAGUCUUUUAGUUUUGACAUUGUGCGGUUGUUGCAAAAAAACAGAAUAAAAGCAGAAGAUAUUCACUGGCAAAAGCUGUGCAAA
Amoebophrya sp. A120 is the source of this 6791-nucleotide messenger RNA. The record is from the annotation of a GenBank genome assembly. NCBI's taxonomy places the organism in Eukaryota, Dinophyceae, Syndiniales, Amoebophryaceae.